Molecule: messenger RNA, 2115 nt
Organism: Acaulospora colombiana
Lineage: Eukaryota; Fungi; Glomeromycota; Glomeromycetes; Diversisporales; Acaulosporaceae
Source: the annotation of a GenBank genome assembly
AUGUUUGUUAAAGUGACCGCAGCAAUAAGUCAAAGGAAAAGGGAGACACCGGUUGCGGGUACUCCACCCGCCUAUCAACGAGUAUACGAACUCUCCUGGAACGAUGAACCAACGAGGAGACCAACAAUAACGUAUAUACACGAAGAAUUUCUGAGAAUGUUAAGGGAACAAGGAAUUAGCCAUCAUGCUGAAAAUUCCAAUAGCUAUAGCACAUGCACUUCUAUUAGCCAUCAUACAGAAAAUUCCAAUAGCAAUAGCUCGUGUACUUCUGUUAGCCAUCAUGCUGAAAAUUCCAAUAGCUAUAGCUCGUGCACUUCUAUUUCCAGUAAUUCUUCCACCUACAAUCCGCAAAGACAAAGUUUGUUUAUCGAACCCAAUCAACAAUAUUUAAAACCUCCCAGCAUUACUUCGGAAUCCAAUUAUAAGGCGGAAACUCAAUCACGAGGUUUUAACCGGGAUCGGAAUUUUCCCACGAUGAUACAACAAAAUGUUCACAUGCCUGCGCCCCUGCAAACUUCAGUGACUGUUCCUCAGGAGAGGUCAACCGUUUACACCACUCGACCUAUGGAAAGAGUAGAACCCUUCGUGCGUCCUGUAGACCCACCUCCCACGAUUCCCGCAUCUGUUGGCCCUUCACCUACUUUUGCGACCGCGACGCCCCUUUAUCCACCGAUAAAUUAUAUGCACAAUCCGCCGUUCGGAAGGUAUCCAGAAAACCCGUCACCUCUACGGAUCAAUCCACCGCCAAUGAAUCAACCUCUACCAUUCGGUGGAUAUCCUGGUUACCCUCAGGGAAAUUCGGUACCUUUCUGCUUCAGUCCAUCAUCAUCAAAUGGUUACCCCCCACAAGUAAGUCAUCCCCUACAACCAAAUGUUUAUUCUCCGCAAAUGAAUCAACCGCCACCGCAAAAUGGCUAUCGCCCACAAACGAAUCAACUGCCACCGCAAAAUGGUCAUCCUCCUCAGACGAAUCAACAAACACCAUCGAACGGCUAUCAAACACUAUCGAACGGCUAUCAAACACCACCGAACGGCUAUUUUCCACAAAUGAAUCAACAACAAUCACCAUCGAGCGGUUAUCCUCCGCUGAUGAAUCAGCAAUCACCAUCGAACGGUCGUCCUCCGCAAAGUAAUUACUCCCCGGAGAAUUCAUCGUAUAUCUCGCCAAAAAACUCGACACAUUUUCCGCCACCGGUCUCAUCACCGAUUGACCUAUAUCACGGAGAACUGACUCGUUAUAAUUCAAGGUUGCGCGGAAAGAGGCACGAUGCAAAAAAAUACGCACAGAAUAUUCCAGACUAUAUAAGAAAGAGAAGGGUUACGUUGAACCUACAGACUGCCACGCUGGAUACCACGUCGGUAUUGGAGAUACGGAGGGCUUGGUCGACCAUCUCGACAAGAUUUUGUAACAUCGAGUUGAUGCAUGAUAUGUUCCUUAGACUUAAGCAAUAUAAUGCGGACUUUUCGGUGGUAUCCAAGGAUUUAAAUAAGACAGCAUUUCAUCACCUGUUCGAGAACAAAUCUACCCUUAAAAAGUUCAGUGAAUCAUUGAAAGAGGAAUACAAAAAAGUUGUCAGAUUUCUUGUCGAAAACGGUUGCAAUGUUGAUGCUUUAGACAGUGAAGGGAAAACAAUCCUAGCAUACUACCUUGAGGAAGAUAACCCCAGCUUGCAAAGAAAAUAUGAAGCGAUGAUUUCCAUAUUGUUGAGAAACGGUGCUAAUCCGAAUAUUAGAAUUCGCAUAAAGUCAACUCCAGAGUUCACAGCACCCAACUCUCUAUACAUGGCCGUUAAAUAUAAUUGGUCGAAAAGUUUAUUUGAUUUAUUGUGCAAUUAUGAUGUGAAUUCCGAGGAAAAAGAUGAUGAUGGAAAUAGUAUCUUGUUGUUGACGCUUAAAGGGAAUCAGGAAGGAAGGUAUGAUAAAAUUAGAUGGGUACUGGAAAAUGUUUAUGCGGCGAACGACUUAAAAGGUCUGGAGACGGCUUUGAGCCUAGUGAAGCAUAGUUCCAGAGAGUACGAUCUUCUAAAAUUGUAUACCAAGAAAGAGGGUGCAAUCCAGAGGAAACAAAUCAUCGAUGCGAACAAGAGAAUAAAGAAGAGACAAGGUGAUCUCUGA